AAAUCAAUCAUGGAGCAGUUUGUGCCUGCUGAUCGCUCCUUAUCAGUCUGCAGGAAGGUAUGUUACGCAGCGGGACAUUUUCUAAACGACCUGUGCGCCUCUAUGUGGUUCACCUACCUGCUGGUCUACCUCCACUCUGUGCUCGGCCUCCAGAGCACCUCUGCAGGUGUGAUGCUGCUGAUUGGUCAGAUAGUGGACGGAGUCAGCACGCCUCUAGUUGGUUAUAACUCCGACAGAUCAUCGUGCAUCUACGGCAAGAGAAAAACCUGGCACCUGUUGGGAACUGUUUGUGUUGUUGUGUCUUUCCCCUUCAUUUUCAACCCUUGCCUGGCCUGUAACGACAACACUCCUCACUGGGCUCAGAUUGUUUACUUCUCCCCCUUCAUCAUCAUCUUCCAGCUCGGCUGGGCAGCCACUCAGAUCUCACACCUCUCCCUCAUCCCAGAGCUCGUGUCCAGCAACAGCGACAAGGUGGAGCUCACCGCGUACAGGUAUGCCUUCACUGUGGUGGCCAAUAUCACAGUGUACACUGUGGCCUGGCUGCUCUUUCACUUACAGGCUCAGCAAAAUGUGGACACCUCCAUCACAGACAACCUGAGCCAGGUGGACAUCCCCCUGUUCAGGACGCUGGCCCUGGUUAUGCUGGCUAUUGGAGCUUUAUUCUCGCUGAUAUUCCACAUCGGCACUAAAGAGGACGUGACAGCCUCAAGCAGCGAGAAUCAGCUGAUCACACCUUCCCCGCAGGAAGCUCUGCCUCGUCCUGUAUUUCAGUGGAAGCAGUGGCUGAAGGAGCCCUCCUUCUACCAGGUGGCUGUCUUGUACAUGUGCACCAGACUAAUAGUCAACUUAUCUCAGACCUACAUCUCCGUUUAUCUCACCAACUCACUGAUGUUACCGAAGAACUUCAUUGCCAUCAUACCUCUGGUGAUGUAUGUCAGCGGCUUUGUUUGCUCUCUGGCUAUGAAACCAGUCAGCAAGCUCAUGGGAAUCAGUAUGACCUAUUCGGUCGGCCUGUUGUUGGUGCUUGGCUUUGCCACCUGGGUGUUUGUGGAUAAGAGCAUGAGAGCUGAGAACAUCUACGGAGCCGCCGUGUUGCUGGGAGCCGGUUCGGCUACAAUCCUGGUCAUGUCUCUGUCCAUGACGGCCACGCUCAUCGGGGAGCAGACGCAAAGUGGAGCCUUUGUUUACGGAUCGAUGAGCCUCACAGACAAGGUGGCUAACGGUGUGGGGGUCAUCCUCAUCCAGAGCACACAACCAUGUAGCACCGAGGCCUGCUGCCCCGACUGCGUUUGGUUUUAUCGUGACGUCAUGGCGACGGUGACCGGGGGCGUGGCUGUGGCUGCAGCACUUUGCCUGUUCACGCUUGUAAUCUGGCCAAUCAGGAUACGGAAAAAUUAGGCGUUCAAAAUCUUCACUACACUCAUUUGUAGCGAUUGUGUCAUAUAUGUGCCACUCAUGUUAGAGAUUUAACAACCUUUGAUUAUUAAUUGUGUUAUGUUAGAGGCAGGUGUGUUUAAAUCCACUAUUACUAUUUGGACAUUUGUAUUUUAUGUCCUGGAUGAUUAUCUCUUAAUCACUAUAGCCUUUAUAUUACUAAUAUUUUGACAUUAUGUACUUUCAUUAUGAUUUUUUUUUUCUAAAUAUUUUGAGGCUUUUGAGGACAAGCAAAAUGGUGCAGAGGACAGAGCCAUGCUACCACCUAGUGUAUGAAUCUGUAACUGUAUCUGCUUUUCCUGGAGGGGCAAAAACAUUUGCACAAUGCACUGGUCAUUUUUGAUAGUUUGGGCUAUUUUGCUUCCAUAACAUAUCUUCUUUCAGACUAGUGGAAAGAAAACAUAUUUAAACAUACGUUUAUUUAACUAACUUCGUUUGAACUAACAUUAGAUAG
Molecule: messenger RNA, 1888 nt
Organism: Cottoperca gobio
Lineage: Eukaryota; Metazoa; Chordata; Actinopteri; Perciformes; Bovichtidae
Gene: mfsd12b
Product: major facilitator superfamily domain containing 12b
Exons: 9
Coding region: 10-1398 (462 amino acids)
Biological process (GO): carbohydrate transport; pigment metabolic process involved in pigmentation; regulation of melanin biosynthetic process
Cellular component (GO): plasma membrane
Molecular function (GO): symporter activity
Source: RefSeq, a predicted model, not a curated record